CGGAAGUGAUUGUACGAGCUAGCUGCGGCUAUUUGGAAUUGGACACUCGUGUACUAAGCCUCAAAUUACAUUAUUUACCAUGCACCCUGCUUGACAGCUUCUUAUUUGUACUGAUGUCCAGUCUCUGUUUCCAGUCUCGUCUUUAUUUGGUACCGACGCAGCUUGUUUGUGCCUAGUUUUUCUUUCUUUCCGGUGUUUACGGGGCAAGAUGGUUUUGUCAACAUCACAACAAGUCGCCUUAGCAUUCACGGGCGUGCUUUUCACGUUUGUCGUCUUGCCACGAAUAUUCGGCGUUGGAGGUGGCUCAGCUGUGAAAGAAACGAAAUUCGAACACCGUUACAACAGAAGAGGCCCGGGCCCUGGUGCAGCAAAAGGCCAACCCAUCAAUGUGAAUGCCCCCGGCUCACAUCAAACUCCUGAGAGCAUCCAGCAGAUGAAGAAACGCAUGGAACAGGAGCUGAAGAAUGACAAAUUCAAAUCCAACAACAACAAAGGCUAUGUGUUCACACUGAUGCCUCUUUAUGCCAUUGGAGUGGGAGUGUUUGCAGCCUAUAAAUUUUUGAAGAUAAGGUCUUCAGAUGACAAGGCACAGAAGGAGAAGUUCUCAAAAGGGGCCAAAAAAUCCGUCGAGGCAGAGAACCAGUUAAGUGAGUUGGAACAAAGGUUGGCGCAGACAGAAAGGAUGCUCAACUCCAUCCUCACCCAGCUGGAUCCGAUCACGAACUGUGUUAAGUCAGUAGCCCAGGACCAGAAAAAUGAGAUUAUGUCCCAGCUCCAGACAAUCCGAUACUUGAUGAAGAAGAGAGGAAUGGACUGUCCGCCCCUGAACGUCAACGAGCCUUCAUAUAAACGUAACCUGGACGACCUCAUUGAGUCUCUUGGUGCUAGCGACUCUUUGGCAGCAGAGGACAAUCAGCCCUCUUUAGAGACGGCAAAGUCUACCGACACAGUGUUCGAAAGGCUUUCAGGUGACGAACACGACAGCCAAACAGAAGAUGAAAAGAUGAAGAAACUCAGACCUGAAGAACCUGAAGGGGAAACAGCAGCCGAAGGAACGAAUGUCGAGGCAGAUGAUGAAGAAGGGCUCGUGGUGCCUUUAGAAGACUUGUGUCAGACAAACAUUGAGGAAAUUGGCGCUGGGGAGCCUGCAACCAACCUCAGGCGCCGCAACAGACCAGAAUAACCUCCCUGCAGGACUCACUGUAGAAUAUGUGUCCGAAUAUUAUGAAUAUUUAUUUUCUCAAACGCACUCAUUCCAUAAAGUAGUUGGCAUAUUAUUUUUAAAAACUGUAAUGCAUUCAUUCAAUAAGACAAGAAAGUUAUCUAACAGAAAAAAUAUAAUAGAUCCUUUUUGUGUUCCAUACACAAAGGUCAGCAGUGGAAAUACCCAAAGUCACUGAUGGUGUUGUGAAAGUCAGAAAAGUUUAAUUUCCUGUUAGAGAAAAGUUAGUGAAGGGAAUCUCAUUUGAAUGAAAGGAUAUGUGCAAAUAGGUGACAGCAUGAAAGAUUUCUACAAGGACGCUUUUCUGAUUUCAAAACUCAAAAAAUCCCCCUCAGUCACGGAAAUUUAUACAAACUGUUGGUUGACGUUGAACCCCAGCAUAGCAAACCUACAGCAGUCUUUGUGUGGGCAUGGAAAUAGAGCUAGGAUAAUCGUUACUCCUUAGUGGUUGCUUAUUUUAUAGAAAAAAAAGAUGAUCCAAUCGUUUUUUGCCAGUUAAAAUAACAAAGAAAAACAUUUUAAAUAUCUAAAAGAAAAGAUCUUGACAAACGUCUUGCAGCACUAAUUUUAGAUAUUAGUUUUGCAGAUUGUCUGUGUUAUGUGACGUUAAUAACAACUUGAGUCACCCUGGGGGAUGUAUGCUUGUGUAAACCAGACUGUCUCUGCAUUUGAACCUUGUACCAUCAUAGAUUCACACCACCUUGCUUUUGGAGUGGCAAGAAUCCAUUAGGUUUUUGGAGGAAAAGAGCCUUGACAGUCUCUUUGAACUCUUACUAUGGAAAAAGUGUGCUCCCAUUUUCUAUUUCAAAUAUUCUCUCUAUUCUGAUUCUGAAGGGAUUCACAGACGCUGCUGGAUGAUAUUCAGAUUUCAGAAUAUAAUGUCAAGGAGGUUGGAACAUGAGCUUGUGGCAUAUUGUUUAUACGUUGAAACAUACCUAACAUAAUUUUUGUGUUUGUUAACAUUGUGACUGCAUGAAAAUGACAAUCAUUCACUGAACCACAGAUGGAAUCUAUCUUCUUUUAAUUAGUUGUCAAUCAUUUACCACGUCACCGUUACUUUGUAUUUUCAUAUAAUAGUUGUGAGGUCACCUGUGAGGCGUUUAAAGCAGAUGUUAGUAACUAUACAAGUACAGCAUGAAUACUGAAACACGGCAAUUAUCCCAUUAAAUCUAGCAGUCAUCGUAACCUUAAGCCCUUUGUAAUAGAAUUGAUCUUGUAAUGAUGUGGGAUCAAAUCAUUACACAUUGCAGGAUAAUGAUAAAAGUGAGAGGGUAAUUAAUAACCGAUUAUUUUUAUCGAUGAAGUUAGGUGUACGUUUGCCAUAUAUUGUCACUUUUGCCCUCGAAAUUGUGAUACACGCCUUUGAUCAAUUUAUUUGAUCAGUAAUUUGUAUCUUUGUUUUUGGCUAUGUGCAGUCUUAACUUGCCUGUAUCAAAUGUUGUGUGUUUCAAGUGGGGGCUGAGUGAACAACUCAACUUGCCGUAGUAGACAAUAAAAUAAGAUAAAGAUAAAUAAAACAGCUC
Molecule: messenger RNA, 2745 nt
Organism: Menidia menidia (Atlantic silverside)
Lineage: Eukaryota; Metazoa; Chordata; Actinopteri; Atheriniformes; Atherinopsidae
Source: the annotation of a GenBank genome assembly